Molecule: messenger RNA, 4782 nt
Organism: Ogataea philodendri
Lineage: Eukaryota; Fungi; Ascomycota; Pichiomycetes; Pichiales; Pichiaceae
Exons: 1
Coding region: 1-4782 (1593 amino acids)
Biological process (GO): protein polyubiquitination; proteasome-mediated ubiquitin-dependent protein catabolic process
Cellular component (GO): nuclear speck
Molecular function (GO): ubiquitin protein ligase activity
Source: RefSeq, a predicted model, not a curated record
AUGACCAGGCAGCUCAAUCCAAGGAAGUCCAAGACUCAUACAAGAAACUCUUCAGAGUCCCAGGAACACGAUAUCAAUCGGUUUGACCAGGAAAUGGUCGACGCAGACUUUGAGACAGAAGACCAGGACGAGGAGGACGCCGUGCUCACAAGACUUGCAGGCAACUACAGGCGCUUCUCUGAGUCCCAGAACAGACUGCACCACGAUUCUGGCGAAGACAUCGAGUCUCGCACCACUUACGAUUAUGACGAAGAGGAAGAGGAAGAAGAGGAAGACGACCUCAUGCGCUCGUUUCACGGAGCCCUCGGGACAGCGUCUAGCGCACAUGGCGCUCAAUUGGAACUCAACCUGGCCAACGCCCUUGGAAGCUCUUCGCGGUCAGAACAUUCCGUUGGCACCUCCAGAGACGAUAACGAAGACCACGACUCUGCCCACCAAGACCACGAGAUCGGCAUGUUCAGAAGCGCUCUGGGAAGAAUGUUCCCCGGUGCAGGCUUCGGAGAGGUGUUUGGCAGCAUAACCCGAAUCUCAGAACUCGUUAAUGCACUUAAAGAACACCAAGAUCCAUUUAUGAUUUUAGAAACCUUGAACGAACUGUCCGAACGAUUAUUGAUGAUGAACGGCAUCAUGGCCGAGCGCAACUUACCGUCAUACAAACUGGCACAGUCCAUUGUGUCCAUCAUCGAGAACCCUAUGUACCAAGAAGACUUGGAGGUUCAGUUGGUGGCGUGCCGUUGUCUUUACAAUUUGCUGGAAGUCAACACCGAUGCGGUUCACGACGCAGUCUCUGCAGGAGCGAUCGAAGCGCUUCAGUCCAAACUCAUAGAAAUCAGUUACAUCGAUUUGGCAGAACAGGCUCUGCAGACUCUGGAAAUGAUUUCCAGAGAAUGCGGCCGAGAAAUUCUACUCAAAGAUUGUCUUCCUGCAUGCUUGAUGUACUUGGACUUCUUCACAAUCCACGCACAACGGAAAGCGCUUUCCAUCGCUGCCAAUUCAUGCAAGAACGUUCCUUUAUCCAAAUUCAACCUCCUGAACGAGGCUUUCCCAAUAAUAGAGCGCGUGGCCAUUGAAUAUUCCGACUCUGCAUGUUUGGAGAGCGCAUGGCUUGCCAUCUCACGAGUGAUCAAGAGUUUUGACCGAGAACCACAGUUAUUGGAGCUCCUCAUUAACGAGAAGCUUAUCAAGAAGUUGUUGACUCUUCUUCCUAGCUGUUUGGGUAGAGGAAGACAUUCUAACAAUUUUAUAGGGUUCGGUUCGUGCCUUAAACUCAUCAAGUCUCUCUCAGUCAUUGCAAAUGCAUCUCCAAAACUAUCGAACGUUUUACUUGAAAACGGAGAGAUUGGGAAAAUGAUCCUGUCGUCAAUCGCUGGUUACGAAAAGACAGACAAAGAGGAGAACGUCGCAGGGACAGCCGAACAGCAGGUGUCCGUUGAGGCACUUAUGGCCACACCAAAGGAGCUGAUACUUGCUAUAAUCAAUCUGAUUGCACCAAUACUUCCAUUCUGUGAAUUUGAUCAAAGCUCUACCAAGGCCACUGAUGUUGGUAACUACCGCGGAUACAGAAGCUCGCGUGAUCGGUUGAACUCAAACAAAGCGAGAAUCGAGUUAUACAACAGCGAAGAGAAUGUCAAGGCGUUUGAAUUGUUCAUCCAGGAGAUGUUCCCAUUGAUUCUUAACAUUUACUCUUCGACGGUGGAUUACCAAAUAAGAAGGCUCGGAUUGGUUUGUCUAAUCCGUUUGGUUGGUUCAGCCAAAACUGACCAGCUCUCCAAUCUUGUCCAAACAUGCAACAUAACUUCUUUGUUGGCAUCAAUCGUGACUCAUGGACACCACGUUUUAAAGAAGGGAACGAACACAAGCGGAUCGAUCCACGAAAUGAGACCAUAUGUUCUGAUGUACGGGGCAUUGGUGGUCACAGAUAUGCUCUUGGUGAAGGCACCCAAUGUGUUUUUAGCAGACUUCGAAAGGGAAGGCCUCAUCGCUCACGCACAGCAAUUCACAGAAGAUCUCGCAGCAGACGAGAGAGUCUCCAAAGCACUUGGGGAACACAGCGUUGGGGAAGACGAUGGACAGAUGGACGAUAUUGAUUCUGAAGAAGAAUUCGACCAAGAAAGCUCAAACGUGAGCCAGCAAGAACACGUUCAUCAUGGCGAUUCCAAACACGUCGAAGAUGUUGAUGAUGAGUCUAACGAGCAAGCCGAUACAUCAGAUUCACCAGACGACGACGACGAAGAAGACUCUUACAUGCCUCGACCUGUUUACGACUACACGCUUGAAAGUGAUGGUGUAGCUGCUCUCACAAUGGACGCGUUACUGACAGAGCUUGCAAAAGCUGGACAAACUCUCAGAAAAGAUUACUUUUCAGUCAAAGCCACUACUCCUCAUCUGUCUUCUUCGCAAACGGCACGGCUAUUACAGCUGAAAACUAUCUUCGACAAUGCUCACUCUUUGAAAUAUCAAGACUGGUUAGAGCUUUGGCGCAGGUUUGCGGAAACUUGUGGUUUUGUCAAAGGCGGAAGACAGAUAUCGAGUUAUGAGCUGAUAUCAUCAGGAGUGAUACCACUUCUUUCUGAGCUGUUUAAUGACGAGUCUGCACAUGAGAGUUCAGAGUGUUUAAGAGCAUUCCAAGAAAUCUUUUGCUCAACAUUCAGUCCUUUGGGCAACAACGAACAUUUGCCUCUGGUAUAUUUUGUCAAAAAGCUUGAGGAAGCAUUGAGUCGUACAGAGUCUUUUGAGAUUAUCAGCUCUGGCGCAAACUGGAACUCUUCCAACAUGAAUUCAAGAGCAUCGUCGAUGGCUAAACAGGUUAAACUCAAACUGACUCCUGAUGAUUCAGAACAAGGAGGAAGACAAUUGAUGCUGAUGGUGCACGCAAUUGCUACAUUCAAGUCUAUCAACGAGUUUUUGAAGCAACGUGCCGACGGAAUGCGUGGUUUAAUGAGAGCGAUUUCGAUUCCAACACCAGUGUCUCAAGAAAGCGAGACACCGUACCAUCUGGAAUUCACAAUCAAUGGGGAAAUCAUCCCGCACGGAACGACUAUUUAUGGAGCUAUUCACCGGUCUUUGCAAACGGAGUCCAACGACAUUGUUCCAUCACGCAAGAUCUGGACCGCUGUUCCUCACGAGGUGCACUAUAGAAGGGUCGAAGGCGAAUCCCCGGAAUACGACGAGGAUUUGUAUCCAGCAGAGGGAAUCGAUGAUUCAUUGGAGUCUCUUGGAGACGAGUCUACUGUUCAGAUACUGAAACUCCUGCAGAUACUUUAUGCAGUGAACGGUUCAACACGUAAUCCAGGGGCUUCCGAAACGUUGUUCCUAAACUACAAACUGACUGCAAAACUGAACCGUCAAUUGGAAGAGCCUUUGAUUGUUGCCAGUGGGACGUUGCCGGACUGGAGUGUCCAUAUCACGCGACAAGUUCCAUUCUUGUUUCCAAUCGACACAAGAGUGUUCUUUUUACAAUCCACAUCGUUUGGGUUUUCUAGAUUGAUCAACCUUUGGCAAAACAGAUCCAGCCAAGAAGACCACGACGGGUCAAGCUCGUCUGCCAGCAGCGCACCGCAGCUUGGAAGGCCCGUUAGGCACAAGCUUAGAUUGUCCAGAAAGAAGCUGUUGCAAGGAGCGGUCAAAGUUAUGGACGGGUAUGGAACAAUUCCUGGUCUUUUAGAGAUUGAGUAUUUCGAUGAAGUUGGAACUGGGUUGGGUCCAACUUUGGAGUUCUAUGCUAACGUCUCCAAAGAAUUUUCGAAGGCAAAGAUCAAUAUGUGGCGAACCAAUGGUGGUGCACGCUAUCGCGAUUCCGAAUCGUCAUCAUCAUCUGACUCUGAAAACGAGUAUGUGAAAUUCGAGACAGGUUUGUUCCCACGACCACUACAUUCACCAAGCAGCAAGAUUCUGCACCUGUUUUCUGUGUUAGGACGAUUUGUUGCUCGGUCAUUACUUGAUUCCCGCAUCAUUGAUUUUGAGUUUAAUCCGCUAUUUUUCGAGAUUGCCAAAGAGCUCGACACAAAGAGCUGGAGAACAUUAUCACGGACGCAGUCAAUCGAGAGGGUUGGAAAGGUGGAUCCAGGACUAGCCAAGGCUCUCUCGCAUUUGGCUAAGUAUUUGGAUGUUUAUGCCGAGGUUCCUGAAUCGUAUCGGUCUGAGGUUGAAAUUGACGGGUCCAAAUUGAGCGAUUUGUCGCUAAACUUCACUCUACCUGGAUACGAGGAUGUCGACCUCAUCCCUAACGGUCAAGAUGUUGAGGUUUCGCACCUAAAUUUGGCUCAGUACAUCGACAAGGUGGUUGACAUGACAAUCAAAUCAGGAGUUCGUUCGCAGAUCCGGUCGUUUGUGGAAGGCUUUUCAGCCGUGUUCCCGUACUCAUCGAUGACCAUUUUCUCUUCAGGGGAGCUUGUCAGACUGCUUGGCAACGGGGAGGAAGACUGGUCGUACGAUACCUUAAUGAGCGCUGUCCAUGCUGACCACGGCUACACAACAGAAUCAGCAAGCGUGCAAAGGUUAUUGGAGAUUAUGAGCGAGUUUUCGUCGGACGAGCGCAGAAAGUUUCUACAGUUCCUGACGGGGUCGCCGAAAUUACCGGUUGGCGGGUUCAAGGCUCUGAGUCCAGACUUGACUGUGGUUCUUAAACAUUCGGAAGAUGGUUUGCAACCUGAUGAUUAUCUCCCAAGUGUCAUGACAUGUGCCAAUUAUCUCAAGUUGCCGGACUACUCAUCAAAGAAAGUGAUGCGCAAACGAUUGAUAACGGCAAUGACCGAAGGAGCAAACUCAUUCUUACUUUCAUAA